This is a messenger RNA of Solanum dulcamara, 405 nucleotides long. RefSeq lists its product as uncharacterized. NCBI's taxonomy places the organism in Eukaryota, Viridiplantae, Streptophyta, Magnoliopsida, Solanales, Solanaceae. The transcript has a single exon. Bases 1 to 405 code for a protein of 134 amino acids. The record is from RefSeq and is a predicted model, not a curated record. Gene Ontology annotation, molecular function: nucleic acid binding. Gene Ontology annotation, biological process: DNA integration.
AUGGAAACAGACUACAUCCGUUUUGUGAGAAAAUGUCAUCAAUGUCAGAUUCACGAUGAUUUGAUCCAGAUUCCACCAAAUGAACUCAAUGUGACGAGUUCUCCUUGGCCAUUCACAGCCUGGGGCAUGGAUGCUAUUGGUCCUAUUGAGUCAGCCGCAUCAAACGGACACAGGUUCAUUUUGGUAGCUAUUGAUUACUUCACAAAAUGGGUAGAAGCAUCUUCACAUAAGUUUGUGACAAAAAAGGUGGUGACAGAUUUUGUUCGCAAUAACAUAGUUUGUAGAUUUAGCAUCCCUAAUUCAAUUAUAACAGAUAAUGGAUCUAAUCUCAAUAGCGGUUUGAUGCAUGAGAUAUGUGAGAAGUUCAAAAUUAUUCACCACAAUUCCACUCCUUAUCGAUCUUAG